AUGAAGGCAGAAACGGCUACGCAGUCUAUGGUUAAAAUAAACAGCAUGGCAAAAGAGGAGAUGCAGAAGGUAAGAAGAAGUUCGUUGAGACAAUUUUGGGAUUUCAGGCGAUUCCUUGGCUGAAAUUUGAAAUAUUGAGACCUAACCAGGCUUUGUUGUUUGUAAUAGUUUAGAAUUUUUUUUAGUGAUGACGAUACAAUAAGCUCAUCUUAGACCUAGCAUGACCUCAUUUACUCUUGCAAACCUCUCUGAAUCAUCAAAAAUACAUUUUUCGUUCCACUUUUUUCUCAAAAACUAUUUCCCAAACGACUCCAUUAAUUCUCCUCCGUUUUUAGCGUUCCUCCAACUCCCGCCAACCCUCCCGGCAAGCCCUGCAACGUCACAUUGCCCUUUUGCAGACCAAGCGACAUUACCAAAGUCGUUUGCCUUUGCUUCAACAAAUUUUAAUCCAAGAAGAGUUCGAGGACAAAGUGGGGAAGCUGAAUCAGUACUUUGACGAAAGCUCAGAUGAUGAGAGUAACGCCUCCAGCUCUAGUUCAAGUGCAUCGUCAUCGUCUUCCGAUUCCUCAUCGUCGGAAUCUGAUAGCGAUGACGACGAUUUUGGGCCCACAUAUACGCUGGUAAAACGACCAAGAAUGUCGAUUAUGUCGUCCAGGAAAAAAUCCAAACAGUAA
Molecule: messenger RNA, 674 nt
Organism: Bursaphelenchus xylophilus (pine wood nematode)
Lineage: Eukaryota; Metazoa; Nematoda; Chromadorea; Rhabditida; Aphelenchoididae
Source: the annotation of a GenBank genome assembly